AUGCGUUUAGAUACAAUCUCCUUCUCUUUGCCUUGGUCAGCAUUCAAUCGCUUAACAGUUAGGACGAAGGAAGAUAUGGGAUCGUAUCUGGUUUGAGGUUCUUUAGCUCGUGCUACAGGGAGCACAAACAUGAACAGUCAGUCAAGUCGCUCACAUGCUAUAUUUACAAUAACCAUGGAGCAAAAGAAGAUUUCUCACUGUCUGAAUGGAGCAAAUAAUGAUGAUAUCGGUGAUGACAUACUAUGCACAAAACUCCAUUUAGUUGACCUAGCAGGUUCUGAGCGGGCAAAACGAACAGGUGCAGAUGGCAUGCGCUUGAAAGAAGGCAUUCAUAUCAACAAGGGUUUACUUGCUCUCGGAAAUGUGAUUAGUGCCCUGGGAGAUGAGAAAAAGAGGAAAGAAGGCGGACAUGUUCCCUACCGUGAUAGCAAGUUAACUCGCUUGUUACAGGAUUCACUAGGAGGAAACAGUAAGACUGUGAUGAUUGCUUGUGUUAGUCCAGCUGAGACAAAUGCAGAAGAGACCUUGAAUACUUUAAAAUAUGCUAACCGUGCUCGCAAAAUCCAGUACAAGGCAGUGAUCAAUCGUGAUCCAGUAGCUGCUCAGUUACAAUUGAUGCGCAGCCAGAUUGAGCACUUGCAGACUGAACUUCUAUUUUACCGUGGUGAUGCUAGUGCCCCAUUUGAAGAACUGCAGAUUCUUAAACACAAAGUGUCAUUACUCGAAGCAAGCAACAUGGAGCUGAGGCAGGAGGUUCAGGGACGCCGAAUAACUUGUGAACACCUAACACAGCGUGCUCUUGAAGCUCAGGUUGAAAAAGAUAAACUGGCCAUGAAAAUUGAAGCCUUCCGAAAUGGUAAAUCUUGGGAUGAGAUUGACUCCAAUCCAGUUCAGGUUUGUAAAUCUUUUACUGGCUGGAUGCGUUCAGUUUAUCUUCUUUUUGGAACUAUGCAUUGUUCCCCCCCCCCCCCCUUAUUAUUCCCCUGUAAUGAUGAAUAUUCAUCUGAUUAUGAUACCAAAGCUGGGGAUGUUUCUGAUGUGAUAGCUGUAGAAAAAGAGCAAGAACAUUCUUCUCUUCAAGAAAAACUGGAUCGGGAGCUGAAAGAAUUGGACAAGGCUCUCGAGCAAAAGGAGGCUGAAAUGAAGCGGUUUACAAGUUUUGAUACCUCGGUUCUUAAGCUGUAUGAGAAGAAGGUUCAUGAGUUAGAACAUGAGAAGAAAUCCCUUCAGAGAGAGAUUGAAGAGUUGAGACAAAAUCUUUCAAAUAUCUCAUCUACUUCUGGGGAUGGAGCUCAAAAGUUAAAGGAGGAUUAUCUACACAAUUUGAACCUUCUUGAAGGACAGGUUUCUGAGCUGAAAAAGAAACAGGAUGCUCAAGCCCAAUUGUUGAGACAAAAACAAAAAAGCGAUGAGGCUGCAAGGAGACUACAGGAUGAAAUUCAGAGAAUAAAGACUCAAAAGGUUCAAUUGCAACACAAGAUCAAACAGGAGUCUGAGCAGUUUAGAUUAUGGAAAGCAUCACGAGAAAAAGAAGUUCUUCAGCUUAAGAAAGAGGGAAGGAGGAACGAGUAUGAGAUGCAUAAGCUGUUAGCUUUAAACCAGAGGCAAAAAAUGGUUUUGCAACGAAAGACAGAAGAAGCUAAUAUGGCCACAAAAAAGCUAAAGGAGCUUUUAGAAUCCAGAAAGACUUCUUCACGUGAAACUUCUGGUCAUAAUGCUCACGGUAUUCAGGCUCUGAUGCAGGCAAUCGAACUUGAGCUUGAAGUCACAGUUAAGACUCAUGAAGUAAGAUCUGAGUAUGAGCGGCAAAUUGAAGAGCGUGCUAUGAUGGCCAAGGAAAGAACCAAGCUAAUAGAAGAACAACGUAAUUUAAGUGAUUCCUCGGAAAUAAUGUCUCCUGGUGCAAGAAAUUCAAGGAUUUUUGCACUUGAAAACAUGCUUGCUACUUCUUCUAGCACCAUGGUACGUAUCUAUGGCAUCACAAUUGUCAGAAGCAGAAGAGCGCGAGCGGGGUUUCAAUGGCAGGGGGCAUUGGAAUCAAGUUCGGUCUCUUACAGAUGCCAAAAUUUUGAUGAAUCAUCUGUUCAACUUAGCUUCUUCCUCCAGGUGCCUGUUACGAGAUAAAGAAGUUGCAUACAGAGAGAAGGAUUUGGAAAUAAGAGAUUUGAAGGAAAAAGUUGUAAGCCUCAGUAGUUCGCUCAGGAAGUUGGAGAAUAAGAGAACUCAGCGUUGAAGAAAUCUGAAAAUGGACACAAGUAUGAUUUGCGCAAGCUAGUAAGUGCAGUGGCAUUCCCUUUUGAAAGCUUUUUUAUUUAUUUAUUUUUAUUUUACCUUCAUAAGACCAUGUCUGUAACCUCUCGUACAUGUUAUAAACUACCUAUUUUCAUUAUGAACUGAUUUCAGUU
Molecule: messenger RNA, 2405 nt
Organism: Rosa chinensis
Lineage: Eukaryota; Viridiplantae; Streptophyta; Magnoliopsida; Rosales; Rosaceae
Product: kinesin-like protein KIN-4C
Exons: 21
Biological process (GO): microtubule-based movement; mitotic spindle organization
Molecular function (GO): ATP binding; microtubule motor activity; microtubule binding
Source: RefSeq, a predicted model, not a curated record